AUGUUUGGUGAUCCUUUAUCUGCUUCAUACGACAUUAUUAACUUUCGAAGUAGAUCAGCCACAGAAGGAGCUCGUAAAAAGAUUCGGAUUGGAGUCUGGGAUAGAGAAGGCACGCCUAGACUCAAUUUAAAUGUCUCGGGAUUACAAUGGAAAAGCCUCUCGACUCAGUUUUCGUUCUGUUCCUCAGAGUGCUUGCCUGGCACCAGAAAAGAAAUCACCGAGCCAUGCUGUUGGGAAUGUAAAAAGUGUCUACCUGGAACUAUCAGCACCGACAUUGGAUCCACCACCUGUACAAAGUGUGAUCCAGAGACAAGGUCAAAUGAAGGGCACACUGGGUGUGAGAAGUUACCUAUUGUGAACAUCACCUUCACAACCGCCACUGGAAUAAGUAUUACAUUGGUGGCUUUCGUUGGAAUCAUCCUCACAUUGUUAGUCUGCGGCACUUGGGUCAAGUUUUACAAUACCCCAAUCGUGAAGGCUUCAAGCAGGGAAAUCUCUCUUCUCUUGCUGUUUGGCAUUUCAGCAGUUUUUAUUUUAGCCGUCCUUGAACUUGCAGAGCCCAGCAAAUCACUUUGCACUGCAGCGACAUUCUGGCGUUAUUUCGCUCUCAAUAUUUGUAUUACGGUCCUCUUUUUGAAAACGAUGCGAAUCGCAAGUGUUUUUGAGGUUGACAAAGUUGCGCAGUUAUUUGCACCGUGUUACAAAAACCUAAAAACGCAAAUCGUCUUCCUUUUUGUUAUGAAUUUAACUGCGCUCUCUCUGUUGGCCCUGUGGAUCGUUCUGGAUCCUCCAAGGCGUAAAAAGAUCAUCCGCUCAGAUGAGUACAUCUUUCUUGUUUGCAAACCUUUCGACACAAACAUUGGUCUUGCACUGUUCAUCACAGUCUGUAGUUACACCUUAAUUGUGGCUCACUUGUGUACAUAUUACGCUUUCAAAACAAGAGGAAUUCCCGAGAACUUUAACGAAACAAAAUACAUAGGAUUCUCUAUGUACAUUCUACUAUUGUCAUCAAUAGCAUAUUACCCUGUGGCGUUUGCUUUUGACAGCUGGUACGUAACACUCGUAUCAUGCACUACGGCGUUAAUAACUUGGUUUGGCUUGUUGGGCUGCAUGUUCGGACCAAAACUCUUCAUUCUUCUCUUCCGUCCCCAGCAAAACUCCAUGCAAAGCGUCAGGUCGCAGGUGAUGAAUUUCUCAUUUAAUAACGUAACGGCAACAAGAGUUUUCCUUGCUCCGAUCGAUGAGGGAGUGCCCAACGUUGCUCUGGAGUGA
Molecule: messenger RNA, 1272 nt
Organism: Porites evermanni
Lineage: Eukaryota; Metazoa; Cnidaria; Anthozoa; Scleractinia; Poritidae
Source: the annotation of a GenBank genome assembly